This is a messenger RNA of Pichia membranifaciens NRRL Y-2026, 480 nucleotides long. RefSeq lists its product as hypothetical. Gene Ontology annotation, molecular function: DNA binding; transcription coactivator activity. NCBI's taxonomy places the organism in Eukaryota, Fungi, Ascomycota, Pichiomycetes, Pichiales, Pichiaceae. The transcript has a single exon. The coding region runs from base 1 to 480 and encodes 159 amino acids. The record is from RefSeq and is a predicted model, not a curated record. Gene Ontology annotation, biological process: positive regulation of transcription initiation by RNA polymerase II.
AUGCAGACAGCAGCCCCUCCUCUGUGGAGAGACACACUUCCUCUGUGCGUGCAACAGUUGGGCGUAGAGAAAAAAAAGGUAACGGUCCGGAAGUUCAAGAACAUGAAGUUGAUCGACAUCCGGGAGUACUACCAAAAGGACGGCAAGUGGCUCCCGGGCAGCAAGGGGCUCUCGUUGACGGAGGACCAGUGGAACGUGCUGGUGUCAAAGAUGGUCGACAUUGGCGAGGCGUUGGUCAAGAUCGACGACAAGGAGCAGUUCAACGUCAUGAAGGCCGCUUUGGACCGCAAGCAGCAGCAACAGAAGGAGGACGAGGAGGCCGAGGAGUACGAGGCCGACAGCAAGGACGAUGCCUCUGCGGCCGCAGUUGCUGCCGCAGCUGCCGACGAGGAUGAGGACGACGAGGACGAAGACAUUGGCGACGUCGAGUUCGAGGACGUCAGCGAGGCCCCUGCCCAGAAGAGGGUCAAGACUGAGUGA